AUGGCAAACCCGGACCUUCAACCCAGACUCCAGACCCCGGACCCCAGACACAGGACCCAUGAUUCUAAACCCAGACCCCAGAUCCGGGACUCAAGCCCCAGGACUCUAAACCCAGACUUCCAGGACUGCAAACCCAAACCCCAGACCCAGGACCCAGGACAGGGGCUGACGGGUUUCCAGAUCCGCGUGGCCCUGUGUGGACAAGGCCAGUGGGAAGGGGCACCAGGGGGUCACACUCUUGGCAACAGCAGGGGUAACUGCUUGGCAGAUCUCCCUGGUAGCGUUCAGAAGGGCAUGAAGAAUGUCCAUCAUCCUGUCAGAGUCAAUUUGGGGAGCUCAGACUAUGGUUGCCACGUGGAGGGUGGGCAGAAGGAGGCUCCGCAGGCAGCCCUGGCCCGCCCUGGCCUGCCGGUCCCGCCCCUCCUGGCCCACAGCCUCUGGGCUGGGACGCAGGCCCACACUUCCCGGAGGAGUCGAGAACACGGCCUGGGCCAGACCCAGAGCCUUAGAAGACUGACGCUUAGGGCUGUGGUGUCCUGGCCGGCUGUGGCCACGGCCGCUAUAUUUGGGAGCCCAAUUCAGCAUGAGGGAGGGAAUGGCCUACGUGUCCCGCGAUACCCCUUGGAGCAGUGCACUUCAGAGCAGCUGGGGCAGGAGCACCGCCUGAGCCACAGAAGCUGCUCAGGGACUAUCCAUGGCCUCCCCGUGGCCAACUUGAGUCUGCUCUGCAGUUGUAGGCCCGACUUGGAAGGCCCGUGGGCUCCAGGCCUGAGCCACAGAAGCUGCUCAGGGACUAUCCAUGGCCUCCCCGUGGCCAACUUGAGUCUGCUCUGCAGUUGUAGGCCCGACUUGGAAGGCCCGUGGGCUCCAGCCCGGAUCGCACCCGGCCUGGCGCUCCUGCUCUGCUGCCCCGUGCUCAGCUCCGCGUACGCGCUGGUGGAUGCAGAUGACGUCAUGACUAAAGAAGAACAGAUCUUCCUGCUGCACCGUGCUCAGGCCCAGUGUGAAAAACGGCUCAAGGAGGUCCUGCAGAGGCCAGCCAACAUAAUGGAAUCAGACAAGGGAUGGACAUCUACAUCUACAUCAGGGAAGCCCAGGAAAGAUAAGCCAUCUGGGAAGCUCUACCCUGAGUCUGAGGAGGACAAGGAGGCACCCACUGGCAGCAGGUACCGAGGGCGCCCCUGCCUGCCUGAAUGGGACCACAUUCUGUGCUGGCCGCUGGGGGCACCAGGUGAGGUGGUGGCUGUGCCCUGUCCGGACUACAUUUAUGACUUCAAUCACAAAGGCCAUGCCUACCGACGCUGUGACCGCAAUGGCAGCUGGGAGCUGGUGCCUGGGCACAACAGGACGUGGGCCAACUACAGCGAGUGUGUCAAAUUUCUCACCAAUGAGACUCGUGAACGGGAGGUGUUUGACCGCCUGGGCAUGAUCUACACCGUGGGCUACUCCGUGUCCCUGGCGUCCCUCACAGUAGCUGUGCUCAUCCUGGCCUACUUUAGGCGGCUGCACUGCACGCGCAACUACAUCCACAUGCACCUGUUCCUGUCCUUCAUGCUGCGCGCUGUGAGCAUCUUCGUCAAGGACGCGGUGCUCUACUCUGGCGCCACGCUCGAUGAGGCUGAGCGCCUCACCGAGGAGGAGCUGCGCACCAUCGCCCAGGCGCCCCUGCCGCCUGCCACCGCCGCUGCCGGCUACGCGGGCUGCAGGGUGGCCGUGACCUUCUUCCUUUACUUCCUGGCCACCAACUACUACUGGAUUCUGGUGGAGGGGCUGUACCUGCACAGCCUCAUCUUCAUGGCCUUCUUCUCAGAGAAGAAGUACCUGUGGGGCUUCACAGUCUUCGGCUGGGGUCUGCCCGCUGUCUUCGUGGCUGUGUGGGUCAGUGUCAGAGCUACCCUGGCCAACACCGGGUGCUGGGACUUGAGCUCCGGGAACAAAAAGUGGAUCAUCCAGGUGCCCAUCCUGGCCUCCAUUGUGCUCAACUUCAUCCUCUUCAUCAAUAUCGUCCGGGUGCUCGCCACCAAGCUGCGGGAGACCAACGCUGGCCGGUGUGACACGCGGCAGCAGUACCGGAAGCUGCUCAAAUCCACGCUGGUGCUCAUGCCCCUCUUUGGCGUCCACUACAUCGUCUUCAUGGCCACACCAUACACCGAGGUCUCAGGGACGCUCUGGCAAGUCCAGAUGCACUAUGAGAUGCUCUUCAACUCCUUCCAGGGAUUUUUUGUCGCCAUCAUAUACUGUUUCUGCAAUGGCGAGGUACAAGCUGAGAUCAAGAAAUCUUGGAGCCGCUGGACACUGGCACUGGACUUCAAGCGCAAGGCACGCAGCGGGAGCAGCAGCUAUAGCUAUGGCCCCAUGGUGUCCCACACAAGUGUGACCAACGUCGGCCCCCGUGUGGGACUCGGCCUGCCCCUCAGCCCCCGCCUACUGCCCACUGCCACCACCAAUGGCCACCCUCAGCUGCCUGGCCAUGCCAAGCCAGGGGCCCCAGCCCUGGAGACCCUCGAGACCACACCACCUGCCGUGGCUGCUCCCAAGGACGAUGGGUUCCUCAACGGCUCCUGCUCGGGCCUGGACGAGGAGGCCUCUGGGCCUGAGCGGCCACCCGCCCUGCUACAGGAAGAGUGGGAGACAGUCAUGUGACCAGGCGCUGGGGGCUGGACCUGCUGACAUGGUAGAUGGACAGAUGGACCAAAGAUGGGUGGUUGAAUGGUUGCCCACUCAGAGCUGGGGCCAAGAGGAAAAACAGGGAAAAAAAGAAAAAAAAAAAAAAAAAAAAAGGAAAAGGAA
Mandrillus leucophaeus (drill) is the source of this 2790-nucleotide messenger RNA. RefSeq names its product parathyroid hormone 1 receptor (gene PTH1R). Gene Ontology annotation, biological process: adenylate cyclase-activating G protein-coupled receptor signaling pathway; intracellular calcium ion homeostasis; cell surface receptor signaling pathway. Lineage: Eukaryota; Metazoa; Chordata; Mammalia; Primates; Cercopithecidae. Gene Ontology annotation, cellular component: plasma membrane. Bases 1 to 2643 code for a protein of 880 amino acids. The transcript is spliced from 20 exons. Gene Ontology annotation, molecular function: parathyroid hormone receptor activity; peptide hormone binding; G protein-coupled peptide receptor activity. The record is from RefSeq and is a predicted model, not a curated record.